UUGAUUCUUUGAUAUCUGAUGGCAUGUUUGAAUCUGAUAAUACAAAAAAUUAUAAAUCUGGUAAUGCGGAGAAUUUUUUCAAUACUGGAUCUGUUGAUCUCUUGAUAUCCAAUGGUGUAUUGGAACCUAAAAACAUAAAAAAUUACAAGUCUUGUAAUGCAGAGAAUUUUUUUAAUGCUGAAUUCGUUGAUCCUAAUGGCAUGUUUGAACUUGAAAAUUACAAAUUUGAUAACACAAAGAAUUUUUUCAAUGCUAGAUCUAAUAAUUUUUCUUGUGCAUUCAACUUUGGUAAUUCGGAGAACUUUCUUAAUGCAUUCAACUCUGAUAAUCUGAAAGCUUUUUUUAAUACAUUUGGGCCUGGUAACAUGGAGAAUUUUCUUAAUAUGUUUGAGUCAAAUAACCCAGAAACUUUUUUUGAACAAAUUAAUAGUAAAAGGGACAAUGAACCUAUAAGAUGCACAGAAAACCUCUCAAAUUUAUCUUUAGAUAAAUCUAUUAGUUUAUUAAAUGCAAAUGAAGCUCAUGAAAAUCAAGAUAAUAGUAGAAAUUCCGAGUCACGAUAUUCUAUUUAA
Molecule: messenger RNA, 572 nt
Organism: Dentiscutata erythropus
Lineage: Eukaryota; Fungi; Glomeromycota; Glomeromycetes; Diversisporales; Gigasporaceae
Source: the annotation of a GenBank genome assembly